CGCGCGCGGAGCGCGGUGCGCGCGGCGACGCGAGCGAUCGAGCGCGCGAUGACGACGCAAAGCGCGACGACGACGACGGCGCGGAGCGCGACGACGACGGCGACGACGACGCUGUGCGUGGUGACGCACGAAAAGUUGUUGAAUUCGCGACCCCUGACGGAACGAUUGCGGGCGGAAACGCCGCGCGCGUUCGACGUCGUCGUCGUGUCGAACGAGGAAGAGAUCGACAAAAUGAGGCGCGAGCGCGCGGACGGGGACCUGGCGAUGCUGUGGUGGUUCGCGACGAAGGAGGUGACGACGGCGUUCGCGAGUCGACGAGACGUGGCGGAACGCGUCAAGUGGAUGCACAGCGGGAGCGCGGGAGUGGAUCAUUUGAUGGCGAUUCCGAGCGUGCGCGAACAUGCGAGCACGCUGACGAACGGACGAGGGGCUUUCUCGGCGAGUCUAGGCGAGUGGGGGGUGUUCGCGUGCAUGCACUUCGCGAAGCGGGUGGACGCGAUGCGGGCGGCGCAGCGAAGGAAAGAGUGGAUACGGAUGACGGUGGGGUUGAUCGAGGGGAAGAAACUGGUCAUCGUCGGAUACGGGGACAUCGGGCAACACGUCGCGCGAAGGGCCAAGGCGAUGGGGAUGAAGGUGUGCGCGGUGCGGAGAACGCCGGAGAAGACGGAUCCAAACGACGACUACGUCGAAAACGUCGUGGGGUUCCACGCGUUGAAGGAGACGUGCGCCAAGGCUGAUUACGUACUCGUCGCGCUGCCAUCGACGGAGGAGACGGAUAAGAUGAUCAACGCCGACGUAUUGAGCGCGAUGAAGGACACGGCGGUGCUCAUAAACGUCGGUCGAGGAUCGACGGUGGACGAGGACGCGCUCGUCGACGCGUUACGGAACAAGAAAAUCGCCGGCGCGGCGUUGGACGUGUUCGCGGUGGAACCGCUUCCGAGCGACCACCCGUUCUACACCAUGGAAAACGUGCUCAUGAGUUUUCAUUGCGCAGACUUGACGUCGGAUUACCACGACUUGGCGCUCGACUGCUUCAUCAAGCACGCCGAGCAAUACGCGACGAACGCCCCGUUCACGAACGUCGUCGACAAGCGGCUCGGAUACUAGCGCGUCCCAUCGCCGCCUCGCGCGCGCGCGAACCGAC
Ostreococcus lucimarinus CCE9901 is the source of this 1144-nucleotide messenger RNA. RefSeq lists its product with no specific name. The record is from RefSeq and is a predicted model, not a curated record. Gene Ontology annotation, molecular function: NAD binding. The transcript has a single exon. Bases 49 to 1107 code for a protein of 352 amino acids. NCBI's taxonomy places the organism in Eukaryota, Viridiplantae, Chlorophyta, Mamiellophyceae, Mamiellales, Bathycoccaceae.